Messenger RNA from Ostreococcus lucimarinus CCE9901, 432 nucleotides. RefSeq lists its product with no specific name. Gene Ontology annotation, biological process: mRNA splicing, via spliceosome. NCBI's taxonomy places the organism in Eukaryota, Viridiplantae, Chlorophyta, Mamiellophyceae, Mamiellales, Bathycoccaceae. Gene Ontology annotation, cellular component: nucleus; spliceosomal complex. The annotation marks the transcript as partial. The transcript has a single exon. The record is from RefSeq and is a predicted model, not a curated record.
CGACGAUUGAAAGGGAAACAGCCGCCCGAGGGGUUCGAUAUGAUCGAACACGCGAUCGAGGAUUUCGAGAAUCAGAUGAAGGACGCGGUGAACGAGGAGCACGAGGGGAAGAGGAAGAAUGAGUUGUCGUGGCGAAUUCACAGGAUUCACUGGGAGAAGAAUCGCUUCGUAUUCGAUUUGAUGUACAAGCGCAAAGCGUUGAAGCGCGAGCUGUACGAUUACUUGUGCCGCGAGAAAAUCGCUGAUCAGGCGCUGAUUUCAAAAUGGCGCAAACCAGGGUACGAGAAUUUGUGUUCGCUCUUGUCGAUUCAAAAGUCGGCGACGAAUUUCGGCACGGCGAGCAUCUGUCGCGUGCCGAUGGCGUCGAGAGCGCCGCAACAGCGCUUGACGCCGAACGUGAAGACGGGAUGCAUCUCGUGUUGUUCCGGGGAC